AGCCGAGAUAAGCGUGACAUUCAGUCAAUAAACAAAAACGUGAACAGCAUGCACAAGAUAAAAAUUAUCACCUGUUCAAACCGUGUGAGAUAUUGAUUAAAUACGCAGUAUCAGCGCUGCAGUUCAUAUAACUGAUCCCUGCAGCCUCGGUGUUUUUCUAUCCACUCCGGAACAUCCCAUCCAAGACCAUGGCAAUCUUGGGAAAGUUGAUCUGGCUCCCGCUUUUAUUAACGGUAGUCAGUGCCGUUAUUUUACGGAAUCACAAUAAUGGACCAACUCCGAUUGUUAUGUGGCAUGGAAUGGGAGACACCUGUUGCGCGAAAGGCAUUGGCGGGAUAGCUAAACUCCUACAAGCUAAUAUCAGCGGCGUAUAUGUGCACUCCAUCGAAAUCGGCACAUCUGAAGAUCAGGACCGUGAAAACUCCUACUUUCAAGCGGUUAAUAAGCAAGUGGAUACAGUGUGCAAGAAUCUGUCGGCGACACCGGAACUGAAAAAUGGAUACCAUGCUAUCGGAUUCAGUCAAGGAGGACAAUUUCUGCGAGCUGUGGCUCAACGAUGUCCGGAUCCACCUAUGCUGAAUCUGGUAUCCAUGGGCGGACAGCACCAAGGGGUUUUCGGUAUGCCUCGUUGUCCGGGCAGUACCGCAAUCUGCAAUCUUAUGCGGAAGUUAUUAGACAUGGGAGCUUAUACCGAUUAUGUGCAACAAAGAUUAGUGCAAGCGCAGUACUGGCAUGACACUCUCAAAGAAGAUGUCUACCGGAAGAAGAGCUUGUUUUUAGCCGAUAUCAACAACGAAGUCACAAAAAAUCCUCAGUAUAAAGAAAACCUUCAGAAACUAAGGAAUUUCGUUAUGGUGAAAUUUUCCAAGGAUACCAUGGUGGUUCCAAAAGACAGUGAGUGGUUUGGAUAUUACUGUCCAGGACAAGUCAGCACAAUAUGCUCGCUGCAGAAUUCGACCAUAUAUCAGGAGGAUUGGUUGGGAUUAAAAGCCAUGGAUGCCGCGAAAAAGCUGCGAUUUAUUGAAACAGAUGGCGACCAUUUGCAAUUUACAACCCAAUGGUUUCUAGACAAUAUUGUAGCACCAUUCCUAACGUAAAAACUUGGGUGUUUCUAAUAAUUUGCAAUGAUGAAUCGUUCAUGUUGCUGUGACCAUGUCAACAAAAUGGUCAAGUAUGUAAUUUAAUAAGAUAUUUGCGUUAAUAAAUGUGUUGCAAACUGUAAA
Paramacrobiotus metropolitanus is the source of this 1223-nucleotide messenger RNA. RefSeq names its product palmitoyl-protein thioesterase 1-like. Gene Ontology annotation, cellular component: lysosome. NCBI's taxonomy places the organism in Eukaryota, Metazoa, Tardigrada, Eutardigrada, Parachela, Macrobiotidae. The coding region runs from base 189 to 1097 and encodes 302 amino acids. Gene Ontology annotation, biological process: receptor-mediated endocytosis; protein depalmitoylation. Gene Ontology annotation, molecular function: palmitoyl-(protein) hydrolase activity. The transcript is spliced from 10 exons. The record is from RefSeq and is a predicted model, not a curated record.